Molecule: messenger RNA, 2632 nt
Organism: Mercenaria mercenaria
Lineage: Eukaryota; Metazoa; Mollusca; Bivalvia; Venerida; Veneridae
Product: guanylate cyclase soluble subunit beta-2-like
Exons: 12
Coding region: 518-2434 (638 amino acids)
Biological process (GO): response to oxygen levels; cGMP biosynthetic process
Cellular component (GO): guanylate cyclase complex, soluble
Molecular function (GO): guanylate cyclase activity; heme binding
Source: RefSeq, a predicted model, not a curated record
CAUCCGAGUUCAAAACAAUUCCAAAAAUGUUAAAUAAACAUUUAUUAAGUAGAUUUUAAGCAUCUUAGUUGUGCAAAUAGCUGAAAAUGUAAAACAAGAUAUAUUCAAGAUUUAAUUAAGAGUUGAAUUCAAGUAUGGAUAAGUUAACUCGUCUUUACUUUUGUGAGUGGACAAUAUGCAAACGUCUUGUAGAAUAACUUUGAAAGAGAUUCAAGAUUCAAGAUUCUUUAUUAAGUAACGUAAACAUAUAAACGUUUGAAAGAGAUAUUCAGUUUGGAUAAGCAUGAACAUUACAUGUUGGUGUAGAAAUUGAAAGUUUACUGAACUUCUCUUUAUUAUUGCAUUUAGAUUUUUUUCUUCAAGAUCGGCGUUUUGUAGAAUAAUUUAAAACGUGAUAUUCGAUCAGGUUGGGUAAACAUGAAAUUUACAAGUUGUAGAAAUUGAACGUUUACUGGCCUUCUCUUUAUUAUUAAUUUAGCAGUUUAUCUUCAAGAAUAUUGGAUCGAACACUGCUGAAAUGUAUGGACAGAUACAUGUUUGUGUGCGGGAACUAGUGGAAGAGAAAUUUGGUGCAGAAGCUUGGAAAUCCGUACUAACCAAGUCAGGGUUGGACGAACAUGAUCACUUCCUUGUCUUCCACAGAUAUGAAGAUCCUGUCACAUUCAAACUUAUAGGAGCAGUUUGUGAAACGUUAGGCGUAGAAUUACCCGCAGUUCUAGAGAUUUUUGGGGACUACUUUCUCCAAUACUGCCUUCGGCAUGGGUAUGAUAAAAUGUUGAAGACACUCGGAGGCAACUUUAAAUCAUUUAUACAGAAUCUCGACUCCCUACACGCGCUUUUAGCACUCACGUACAAGAAUAUUGUAGCACCAUCGUUCAGGUGUGAAACUAACGAGGAUGGGAGUUUGUCUUUGCAUUACUACACUAUAAGACCUGGACUUUAUCCAAUUGUUUUAGGACUUGUCAGGGCAGUCGCUAGAGACCUUUACAAUCAGGAAGCAGAUAUCAGCGUUGUGGACAAAUCUCAGGAAGUUAUUUCUGGCGGGAAAACGCAAGAGCAUGUGACAUUUCGCGUGGUUCUCACGAGACAGGACGAUACUAAAUCAUUAACAGAAUUCCAACCAUCGUUUCCGUCUGAAUUUUUUAUAAGUGCUGAACAAUUUUGCAAUGCAUUUCCAUACCAUAUCAUUUUUGACUCCAACCUUGAAAUCAAACAGUGUGGAAUGAUGAUUCAGCGAUUAUUACGGACGCAAGUAACGGAGCAAAAUAUGUGUGAUAUAUUUGAACUUACACACCCUAGGAUGCAAAUGUCUGUGAUAAAUAUAAGAAUGUUCAUUAAUGCAGUAUUUAUGCUCAAAGUCAGAGUCCCAAGCAAAACAGUACUCAAAAAUGGUGAUUCGCAACAUUCUUUGAUAUUAAAAGGUCAGAUGAUGUGGCUAGAUGACAUUCAACAUAUGAUAUUCAUUAGUUCUCCUCGUUUAUCAAGUCUAACCGAGUUGAUGGAAAUGAACGUUUAUCUCGCUGACAUUCCACUUUAUGACGUCACAAGAGAAUUAGUUCUACUUAACCAACAGAGAAUUGCAGAAAUUGAUAUAGCAAAACGAUUAGAUGAAACUACUAUAGAAUUAAGGAAGACGUCAAAGGCACUGGAAGAGGAGAAGAAGAAGACAGAUCUGUUGUUGUAUCAGAUGCUGCCAGAGAAAGUGGCAAUUGAACUGAAAAAUGGCAGACCAGUUGCUGCAGAGAAGUUUGAGCACGUGACAGUAUUAUUCAGCGACAUUGUUACCUUCACAAAUAUCGCAUCUGCGUGCCCGGCAAUAUCAAUCGUUCAAAUGCUCAAUGACCUUUACAAUAGAUUUGAUGCGAGGUCAACUGAACAUGGCGUCUACAAAGUAGAGACCAUAGGUGACGCAUAUAUGGUUGUUAGUGGAGUACCGAUCAAAACGACUGCGCAUGCGCAGCCUGUGGCUAAUUUUUCAAUGGAUAUGGUAGCUGAGGCAGCAAAGGUCAUGUCUCCUGCAACUGGAAAACCGUUACAGAUACGAGUAGGUCUACACAGUGGACCAGUAGUUGCGGGCGUAGUUGGACAAAAGAUGCCGCGAUAUUGUUUGUUCGGAGAUACUGUAAAUACAGCAUCAAGAAUGGAAAGUCACGGGGCUCCAGGACGUAUACAUCUCAGUCCUACGACCUUUAAGAACCUUCAAGAAUCAAAAGAUUAUUCGUUUCGUUGUCGAGGAGAAAUCGACGUGAAAGGCAAGGGCAAGAUGACGACGUUUUUUCUGAUUGGUACCAAGAACAAACGAGUGAAGGAGCCCGAUGAUGACUUCAGUACUCUUGAAGUUCUUGGCGAGGACGAUCCUAUACCAAACAUAACAUAUCCUCGGGGAUCCAAACAAAUUUCAAGGGGAAAGAGUAGUACUUGUACUGUGAUAUAACACUCGCAUGUCAUUGCAUAUUGCCCUUAGACACUUUGACCAAUAGAAUUCUUAUAAUGGUCAUGUUGUUAUAAAAGACGAUGUGUAUGGGAUAUACUGUACGGGGUAUCUACGAUCGAGCAAAAAUUGAAUCAAAAAUAAAUGAAAUAUUUUGUAUUAAAGCUAUAAGAACACAUAAAAUUGUUCUUUUUCUCUAUC